Molecule: messenger RNA, 2845 nt
Organism: Scheffersomyces amazonensis
Lineage: Eukaryota; Fungi; Ascomycota; Pichiomycetes; Serinales; Debaryomycetaceae
Gene: RNR3
Product: Rnr3p
Exons: 1
Coding region: 154-2757 (867 amino acids)
Biological process (GO): DNA replication; deoxyribonucleotide biosynthetic process
Cellular component (GO): ribonucleoside-diphosphate reductase complex
Molecular function (GO): ATP binding; ribonucleoside-diphosphate reductase activity, thioredoxin disulfide as acceptor
Source: RefSeq, a predicted model, not a curated record
UCAGGUAUAACUAACAACCACAUCAUCUAGCUGAAUCAAAAAAUCACUUAUAGUCCUGUACACACGCGUAUCAAACCCCUAUAUCCCCUUUUUUUCACUAUUUGUUUGUUUGAUAUUACGUUGAAUUCAUAUAUAGAUGCAUAACCACUAGAGAUGCCCCAGGUGAAAAAUAGUAAAAAUAUACUAGAGGACUUUGAAAAGUCUAAACUCUUAGUAUUUCUCGAGAGUUUAACAUUUAAUCUUAAUGCCAAAUAUUUGGAUUUAGAGGAUGUGGUAGAAAAGGUUGAACAAAGUUUACCUCCAAUCAUAUUGGUAACCGAAUUGUUUGAAUUAGUUAGUGAAAGUUUAGCCAGUAAAGUGAUUUAUCAUCCAGAUUAUUCUUUAAUUGCUGGUAGAGUCAUAGCUCAUAAAUUACAUAAACAAGUCGAUCGAACUUUUAGUGAAAAUAUUAAGUUAUUAAGAUCAUGUAAAAAAUCUGCCAGAUCAAAUAAUCAUAAGAAAGAAUAUUCAUUAAUUUCAGAAUCAACUUAUAAUUUUGUUAUUCAAAAUGAAACCGUUUUAAAUUCUUUAAUUGAACCAUCAAGAGAUUUUGAUUUAUCUUAUUUUGGACUUAAAACAUUAGAAAAAUCAUACCUUUUAAGAAGAAACGGAGAAAUAUCGGAAACUCCGCAAUUUUUAUUUUUAAGAGUAGCCAUAGGUAUUCAUCAAGAUAAUUUAGAUAAUGUGGUAGAAACUUAUGAAUUAAUGUCUAAUAAAUAUUUUAUUCAUGCCUCACCAACUUUAUUUAAUGCAGGAACGGAUUAUGGUUACUUAUCAUCAUGUUUCCUUCUUGCCAUGGAAGAUGAUUCAAUUGAUGGGAUUUAUAAAACUUUACAUAAGGCUGCCUUAAUAUCAAAGGCUUCAGGAGGUAUUGGAUUACAUGUUCAUAAUAUAAGAGGUACUGGAGCAACCAUUGGUAGUACCAAUGGAACUUCAAGUGGAUUAGUACCCAUGUUAAAAGUAUUUAAUGAUACUGCAAGAUAUGUUGAUCAAGGAGGUAAUAAAAGACCAGGAGCUUUUGCAAUCUAUAUUGAACCAUGGCAUAAUGAUGUAUUUGAAUUAUUAGAUUUAAGAAAGAAUCAUGGUAAAGAAGAAAUGAGAGCUCGGGAUUUAUUUUAUGGACUUUGGAUUCCGGAUUUAUUCAUGACCAGAGUUAAACAAGAUCAAGAAUGGAGUUUAUUCUCUCCUGAUGAAGCUCCAGGUUUGGCCGAUUGUCAUGGAGAUGAAUUUGUACAAUUAUAUGAAAAAUAUGAACGAGAUGGAGUAGCCAGAAAGACUGUUCGAGCUCAAAAAUUAUGGCAUGCGAUUUUAGAAGCUCAAACUGAAACUGGUGGUCCUUAUAUAUUAUAUAAGGAUGCUUGUAAUUCUAAAUCCAAUCAAAAGAAUUUGGGUACAAUUAAAUCAUCUAAUUUAUGUUGUGAAGUAGUGGAAUAUUCGUCACCUGAAGAAACUGCUGUAUGUAAUUUAGGUUCAUUAGCCUUACCAUCAUUUAUUCGAUUAACUGAAACUGAAUCAGGUCAAGUUUUACAAUAUGACUUCAAGAAAUUACAUUCAGUGGCUAAGGUUUUAACCAAGAAUCUUAAUAAAAUCAUUGAUGUUACGAAAUAUCCUAUUGUAACUUCAAGAAUCUCUAAUAAAAAGCAUCGUCCAAUAGCGUUGGGAGUUCAAGGAUUGGCCGAUGCCUUUCUUGAAUUAAGACUUGCAUUUGAUUCAGAAGAAGCUAAACAACUUAAUAUUCAAAUCUUUGAAACUAUAUAUCAUGCAGCCAUUGAGGCAUCAAUAGAAUUGGCUAUAAAGGAUGGACCAUAUGAAUCAUUUUCUGGAUCUCCUGCUUCAAAGGGUUUACUUCAAUUUGAUCUAUGGAAUCAUAAACCAUCUUUAUUAUAUGAUGAUUGGGAUAUACUUAAACAAAAGAUUAAGAUUCAUGGUCUUAGAAAUUCUUUACUUGUAGCUCCUAUGCCAACGGCUAGUACUUCACAAAUUCUUGGAUUUAAUGAAUGUUUUGAACCUUAUACUUCCAACAUUUAUAAUAGAAGAGUAUUAUCAGGAGAAUUUCAAAUUGUUAAUAAGUAUCUUUUAAGAGAUUUAAUUGAUUUAGGAGUAUGGAAUUCUGCAUUAAAGAAUAGAAUCAUUCAAGAUAAUGGUUCAAUUCAAAAUAUUCCUAAUAUCCCCCAUGAAUUAAAGGCACUUUAUAAGACAGUUUGGGAAAUAUCUCAAAAAGUUAUAGUGGAUAUGGCCGCUGAUCGAGGGAAAUUUAUUGAUCAAUCUCAAAGUAUGAAUAUACAUAUGCAAAACCCUACUUUUGGGAAAUUAACUAGUUGUCAUUUCUAUUCAUGGGAAAGGGGACUUAAAACAGGAAUGUAUUAUUUAAGAACUCAAGCUGCUGCUAGAGCCAUACAAUUUACCGUUGAUAAGGAAGAAUUAGGUGAACUUUCCUUUGAUAUGACCAAAUUAAAUCGUCAUAAAUAUUUAGCAGUCGAUUCCAUUGAUUUACCUCAAUUGAAAUUGAAUUCAUUAGAUUUCAUACCUGAUCGUAAACGAGCUAAAACUAAUAGUUAUUUUACUCCAGACUCAUUAACUAGAUCACCUACCAGUUCUCAAGAGAGGAAAGAAGAUUCAGUUGUUAAUGAUUUAACUUAUGAUAUUUAUGAUUCUACGCCUAUUGCUUGUGAUAUUAAUAGACUGGAUGAUGGUACGUGUGAUUCAUGUUCGGGUUAAAUCUUGUAAUUAUUAUUAUUAUUAUUAUAAUAUGUACAUAGAAAUACUCUUGUAAAUAGUUAGAAAGAGAAUUAAAUAAUUAAAUAAA